AUGAAGUUGUCUUAUGUAUUGAGCAGGAAUAAAUAUGAACACGAGUUUAUUGGGAAGAUCGUUGAAGUAGUGUUUAGGGAGAUUAAACGUGUCUCUUUACAUGCUGAUUAUCCAAUUGGAUUAGAGUCUCAAGUGUCAGAAGUAAAGUCGCUACUAUUCUCCGAUGGCUAUGAUGGUGUCCACAUGGUAGGGAUUUAUGGAAAUGCCGGAUCAGGCAAAACAACCAUAGCUCAUGCAAUUUAUCAUUUGAUUGCUAAUGGUUUUGAAAGUAUAUGUUUUCUUGAAAAUGUGAGAGAAAAUUCAUAUAAGCAUGGUUUAGUACAUCUUCAAAACAUACUUCUUUCCAACAUUUUCGAAAGGAAGAAUCUCAAAUCAAGAAACAUUGAACAUGGAAUUUCAACAAUACAGCACUGGCUCCAACAAAAGAAGAAGACCCUUUUGAUUCUAGAUGAUGUUGACAAGAUAGAACAAUUACAAGCUCUUGCUGGAAAACCUGAUUGGUUUGGCAGUGGAACUAGAGUCAUCGUUACAACCCGGGACAAACAUUUACUAGAAAGCCAUGGGAUUAAAAGAAUAUAUGUGAUGGAGAAUUCAAAUUCGGAGUCAAAUAUCAGUGCAUCAGCUGGAAAGGACAACAGAGAACAACUGGGUGAAAAAAGCACUUUCGGUGAUCAAAUCAAUGGUUCGUUGGAGCCUCUAGUUUCUGAAGAUAUUAGUCUUGAAAGGAGAAAACAAGCUUCUGUAAUUCAAGCAGAAUCAAAUACAGAAGUCAUAGGUUGUAAUGAAAAUCAAGCAGACAUUUGUCAUACUCAUUUCCCAGAAAGAAUUGAUAAUGGUCGAAAGGAAGUGCCAAAUGAAGACAGGGAUGUCGAUAUGGUUGAGAAGUCUUUGUCCGCUCAGUUAGAAUCUUUGGAGGAAAAGAAAAGAGAACUUAAGAGCAAAUCCGCGCCACAAAAGCUGAGAUUGCAGGUUUUCACAACAAAGACACAGUUGGUAAGAGCCUAA
Arachis stenosperma is the source of this 1005-nucleotide messenger RNA. RefSeq names its product disease resistance protein RPV1-like. NCBI's taxonomy places the organism in Eukaryota, Viridiplantae, Streptophyta, Magnoliopsida, Fabales, Fabaceae. The record is from RefSeq and is a predicted model, not a curated record. The coding region runs from base 1 to 1005 and encodes 334 amino acids. The transcript is spliced from 2 exons. Gene Ontology annotation, molecular function: ADP binding; ATP hydrolysis activity. Gene Ontology annotation, biological process: defense response.